This is a messenger RNA of Sardina pilchardus (European sardine), 4308 nucleotides long. RefSeq names its product pyruvate dehydrogenase kinase, isozyme 4 (gene pdk4). Gene Ontology annotation, cellular component: mitochondrion. Gene Ontology annotation, molecular function: pyruvate dehydrogenase (acetyl-transferring) kinase activity. The transcript is spliced from 11 exons. The record is from RefSeq and is a predicted model, not a curated record. Gene Ontology annotation, biological process: regulation of glucose metabolic process; protein phosphorylation. Bases 494 to 1720 code for a protein of 408 amino acids. Lineage: Eukaryota; Metazoa; Chordata; Actinopteri; Clupeiformes; Clupeidae.
UAUAGGUUGUGUGGGGUGAACAUAGUGAAUCCAAUUAGCAUACGCGAGUUUAGAUGUAUUUGGUCGCUGACACCCCUUUAAAGAUAUUUAGCAAAACAAGACGGAGCGUAGGCUAGUUCCUGUGAAUAGCGCAAGGCAUGACACCUUCCUGCCGGUAGCUUCGCUCCGUGCAAGUCAAUUGACCAAAGCGAAUGUCACACUGGACUCAAUAAGAAAAACAACCGUGGACCAGGGGAGCAAGGGAUUUUGUCAAUGGACGGGACAUAGCAGUACUGUAUGAGAAUAAGCUUAUCAACUGCUGCGGGGAUGUCGAUUUUCAGAUGAAGAAUUAUUGUAACGUGAUGGUAUUUUUCCCCCUGGCAAAACCAUUGAUCAUAGGCUAGCCUACUCUUUUUUUCCUUUCCUCAAGAGCAAAUUUGAUUGCAACAACAGAAGAUCUGUCACCAGAUUCAAGGUUAUUUAGAAGUUACCGUCAGAAUAACGCAGAGUCAAAAUGAAGUUUGCACAACUUUUGCUGAACAGCGCAAAGUCUAACAUACCAAAACAAGUGGAUCGCUUUUCCAAGUUUUCACCUUCACCGUUAUCGAUGAAGCAGUUCAUCGACUUCGGGUCUGCCAACGCCUGCGAGAAGACUUCGUUUAUGUUUUUGCGUCAGGAGCUUCCUGUCAGACUAGCAAAUAUCAUGAAAGAGAUAGACUUCCUCCCAGACAAGCUACUUCACACUCCAUCCUUACAACUGCUCCAGAGCUGGUAUGCACAGAGUCUCAUGGAAUUAGUGGAUUUUCUAGAAAAAGAUCCUGACGACAAAAAUAUCUUAAAAAAGUUCACAGAGACCCUUGUCAAUGUGCGAAAUCGCCACAACAACGUUGUGCCCACCAUGGCCCAGGGAGUGCUGGAGUACAAAGAGGCCUUUGGUGUCGACCCGGUGACCAAUCAGAAUGUCCAGUACUUCCUGGACCGCUUCUACAUGAGUCGUAUCUCCACCCGCAUGAUCAUGAACCAACACACACUAAUAUUUGAUGGAAGCGCCAACCCAGCCCACCCUAAACAUAUAGGCUGCAUUGAUCCCAACUGCGACGUGGUGGAGGUAGUAAAAGAUGCCUUUGAGACGUCCAAGAUGCUGUGUGAACAAUACUACCUGACCUCCCCCGAAAUGGAGAUCAAGCAAGUGAACUCUAAAGACCCUGACUCGCCCCUACACAUCGUCUACGUCCCCUCCCAUCUAUACCACAUGCUGUUUGAGCUCUUUAAGAAUGCCAUGAGAGCCACGGUGGAGACCCAUGAAGACAGUAUAACUAUCCCACCCGUUAAGGUCAGAGUGUCACUGGGCACUGAAGACCUGACCAUAAAAAUGUCAGACAGAGGCGGUGGCGUUCCUCUGAGGAAGAUUGAGCGCCUCUUCAGCUACAUGUAUUCCACGGCCCCUGCCCCUGAGUUAGACAAUGCGCGCAAUGCUCCUUUGGCCGGCUUCGGUUACGGCCUUCCCAUUUCACGUCUGUACGCCAAGUACUUCCAGGGCGAUCUUCAGCUCUACUCUAUGGAAGGCUAUGGAACAUCUGCUGUCAUCUACCUGAAGGCCUUAUCCACCGAGUCUGUUGAAAGGCUUCCCGUCUUCAACAAGUCUGCGCUAAGGCAUUACCAGACGAGCAUAGAGGCCGAUGACUGGUGCAUCCCCAGCAAGGAGCCCAAGAAGAUGGGGAAGUAUGAGUUCAGCGUGUAAAAUCAGACAAGAUGAUCGUGAACGAUGACUCGAGAGAGCAAGAGAAUGGAUUCACUCCUGUUUCACUCCAAGCUGAGGACCUAACCAAGCUUUUGGCUUGGAUGCUGUGUAAUAAGGACAUUGCUUUCUCGCCAUAGAAGUCUUCUGUAUGACCCAUUGUGCGAGAAUAGCGCAUGUAUUAUUAUUGGUGUGGCAAGAUGUAGUUUUGACAGGUGACAUACAGUAUUCAUGUCACAAUCAUCAGAAAAUGGGGCAUUUGGAGAUUUUAGGAGACACAUUUUUUUUUUAUUAUUAUUAUUUUAACCUUUCAAUUUAUUUCUAACUAGCAUUGUACUGUAGCUCUGACUAACAACUCAUUUUAACACUAUAUUUGCCAACAGAAGUCAGAAAAUAAGUUUUUGUCUUAUAAGACACAAGUCUACAUGUAGCCUCAGUCAUUUCAACUACUUGAGAACCCGUCGUUUCAAUGCAAAGAGGAAUCACUGGAUUUUACAGCAGUGGUAUUUGUUUUUUGUCGCAGUGAAUUUCAUCGUUGUACUGCAUAAUACAACCUGUCACUGUGAGGAUAGUUUUGGUGCUGGUCACAUUGAAGAAACCUUUAUGUCUUCUUUUUUGUCUAAAAUGGACUGACUAUAGCAAGCCUGUACAUGCAUUUUACUUCUGAAAUGCCCCUAAUCAAACUAACGAAUCCGAAAGGAGUUUUGAAGAUAGACCUCAACAUGACUGAGGAAAGCUCCGUUUGGGAGAUUCAUAUGCAUUAUCGUAAUUCACAUCGAGAAGUGUGUAAGAUAUUGUGCCAUUGACACUAGCAUCAGUUGUAAAUGGAUUACAGUUUAUAGAGAAAUCAUAAGGCAAUGUUUUGUUAAAGUGAGUGAGUGAUAGAGAGAGAGAGAGCGAGAGAGAGAGAGGUGGUGGUAUACAGUAGGUAGUGUCUCAUUUAUUUAUCGAUACAUUUUAUAAUUGUACAAAAAGGCCAUAUGAGAAGUUUAAAUGACCUACUUCAAUUAGAAAAUACUCAAAAGAGAGCCAGUAUAGAAUUUUCAAAUUCUGAUCAUGACCAUGGUCAGACCAUGACUCAUAUAAAAUGUUUUUGUUGUUAUAACAAAACCUUAGCUUUUUAAUGAAAUGUUCAUCUAUUUUCAGAAUAUAUAACCAGCAAAAACACAACUUACUGUAUGUGCAUGUAUUAGUGGUAGAAGCUUGAAAGCUUGCAUUGACAUCUGGGCAUAAAGGGAUUGAUAUGUUUUAAAUUGGAAUAAAUUCAGGGGUUCUGAAAAUUACAAAAUACCUUUAGUAUUUCUGUAUGGACCCACCGGCGACCAUAUGUAUUUCCAAGACACUCCAUUUUGUAGUUAUUUAAUUUGGCACUUUAAAUUAUUUGCAUCAGAGGUUUUUGGAAUGUGAAGGUAUCAAGUUACACGAAAUGACACUUUUUGAUAAAAACUACAAUUGCAAUAUCUGCCAGAUCUGUUAAUCAGAUGCAGCUAAUUACCACUAGUCAGAGAUUAGAAAACAAACCUCCAGACCAGUCUCCUGCUCUGCGUCACCUGCUUUUUUGUGUUUGGCUGACACCUAGGAGGUCCCUGAUUGCUGAGUUGGAGAGAUCAUUCUACCCAUUGUUCAAUGACUUUGGUAUAGAGAAGCCUAUGGGAUCAUAAAUUCAGAUUAACUAAAGAAAAAAAGAAAAAAUAAACAAUUACACACUGUACCUUUAAGAUCCAAAAGGCUAGUGUGUAUUUAUCUUGUUGCCAAGAGAAGUGCCAAACACCAGCAUCAUGUAGCCCAUAAUAUAAGUCUUUUAGAGUCUGUCAAUAUGUGUGAACUUUGACCAGAAGAUUGUUUGUUUUCCCUCUUGGCUGGCGACGUGAUUCCCGUGCCAGGGUGUGAACAUGUCGGCUAAGGACAGUUCUUCAUUUGCCAAUCUCGCCAGAGCAAUAAGAAUCAAAUGGAUUUUAGCCCAUGCCAACACAAUGCAAACAAUGACCUGCUAUUCUGUUUUGUUCUGUGUGGGGGGACCUUGGUUAAGUUAAGUUGAGGUAUCCGUGUGAACAUAUCAGCUGUGUAUUGAUUGCUGCAGGCUUUCUACUGUACAUCAGUGGGGGCUUCCAAUGAGUUGCACACAGAGCAAUGUGUGGGCCUUAAGCAACUGUUUUGGUGAAAAAACUAUGCUGUAGUGUAGUGUGAGACUUUGAGACUAACUGCUCUGCUUAUACUCUUUAGCUUUGUGUUAAGUUUGUGCUUUUUAAAAUGAAAAGCCAAUGUUGAGAGAGGAUGAGCAUGGUAACUAAUUGCCAUUGUUUCGUUUUUAUCUUUUCCAUUAUAUUAUAAUAAUUGAUAAUGGUUUAUUCCUCUAUUUUGUAUGGUCUCAGGUUCUAGAGGGUUAGCCAUCUUUGCUGCACUUCUGUUAUUUUUGUAUCACUCUGAUGAUUGCUGUGCCUAUGUGCUUGUAUGUACUGUACUGUACUGUACUGUACAUGCGCCUGGUCAAAAGAAUGAAACGGUUGACUUUCACUCAGUAUUCCUCAAGGGAAUUGCAGAACUGCUGGUUUCGAGUGACUCCUCAUUAAACUUCAGCUUAUUGAAGCCUG